AUGAACUCACAAAACUGCUCAGCAGAGGAUGACCUGAUCCUGGAGGUAGUGAUCAUGAUCGGUACGGUGUCAAUGGACAACUCUUGUGCCGUCGUGCUGGCUAAGUCUGGCAUCAUUUCUGCUCUUAUUGAGCUGCUGAAUGCCCAACAGGAAGACGAUGAAUUUGUGUGUCAGAUCAUCUACGUUUUCUACCAGAUGGUCUUCCACCAGGCCACCAGAGAUGUCAUCAUUAAGGACACCCAGGCCCCAGCUUACCUCAUCGACCUUAUGCACGACAAAAAUGUGGAGAUCCGGCAGGUUUGUGACAACACUCUGGACAUUAUUGCCGUAAAGGCCCCAGCUUACCUCAUCGACCUUAUGCACGACAAAAAUGUGGAGAUCCGGCAGGUUUGUGACAACACUCUGGACAUUAUUGCCGAGUAUGAUGAAGAGUGGGGGAAGAAGAUCCAAAGUGAGAAGUUUCGCUGGCAUAACUCACAGUGGCUGGAGAUGGUGGAAAGCAGACAGAUGGAGGACGCCGAGCCAUACCUGUACGGAGACGAACCGGGCGCCCUGGAGCAGCCCGAUCUCUUCUACAGCACUGACGGUAUGAUGGCCCCAGAGCCAGGCCUCAGUCCAGACUUCUACAGCCAGUUCCACUCUCAGAAUGGAGACUUCAACACCUGCAGUGGAGCCGACGGACGUCCUGCCACUGCCUACGGUUUUCGUCCUGAUGAGCCUUUCUUCCACAGCUACAGCUCCACCAGAUAGAGCUGCUGCAUCUUACCUUGCAUUUCACUACAAGACAACUUUUUUUUUCUCCUACAAAACUCAUGUGGGCCCACCCUUGGAUUUAAAGGCAGGAUUAAUAGCGAGACCCCAGUAAAAUGCUUGGUGAUGCUUUAUAAUAACUUUUAAUUAUUCAUUAACAAAA
This is a messenger RNA of Sinocyclocheilus grahami, 913 nucleotides long. Its product is annotated as kinesin-associated protein 3-like. Gene Ontology annotation, biological process: microtubule-based movement; cilium organization. Gene Ontology annotation, molecular function: kinesin binding. The coding region runs from base 1 to 750 and encodes 249 amino acids. The transcript is spliced from 8 exons. The record is from RefSeq and is a predicted model, not a curated record. Gene Ontology annotation, cellular component: ciliary transition zone; kinesin II complex; axoneme. Lineage: Eukaryota; Metazoa; Chordata; Actinopteri; Cypriniformes; Cyprinidae.